GGUCCGGGCCCUGACAGGCUGCGGCGCGCUCUACUGUCGUCAUUUCCUGCCGCGGGACGACUGUUGCCGCGCGCCAGGCUGGGCGGACGGCGGGGGUUGUCCGGAGCGGUAGCCAUGAACUUCUCCGAGGUGUUCAAGCUCUCCAGCCUGCUCUGCAAGUUCUCUCCAGACGGCAAGUACCUGGCUGCCUGUGUCCAGUACCGGGUAGUGGUCCGGGAUGUGAGCACCCUGCAGGUCCUCCAGCUGUACACGUGCCUCGACCAGAUCCAGCACAUCGAGUGGUCAGCAGACUCCCUCUUCAUUUUGUGCGCCAUGUACAAGCGAGGGCUGGUGCAGGUGUGGUCUUUGGAACAGCCGGAAUGGCACUGCAGAAUCGACGAGGGGUCCGCUGGCCUGGCGGCUUCUUGCUGGAGCCCAGAUGGGCGCCACAUUCUCAACACGACGGAAUUCCAUCUGCGCAUAACUGUCUGGUCCUUGUGCACAAAAUCUGUAUCUUACAUCAAAUAUCCUAAAGCUUGUCAACAAGGAAUAAGCUUCACCCGCGAUGGCCGCUACAUGGCGCUGGCGGAGAGGAGGGACUGCAGGGACCACGUGAGCGUCUUUGUCUGCAGCGACUGGCAGCUCCUGCGGCACUUUGACGCAGACACCCAGGAUCUUGCAGGGAUCGAGUGGGCCCCGAACGGCUGUGUGCUGGCUGUGUGGGACACCUGUCUGGAGUACAAGAUGCUGCUGUACUCCUUGGAUGGCCGGCUGCUGUCCGUGUUCUGCGCGUACGAGUGGUCCCUGGGAAUCAAGUCCGUGGCCUGGAGCCCCAGCAGUCAGUUCCUGGCAGUCGGGAGCUAUGACGGAAAGGUACGCGUUCUUAAUCACGUGACUUGGAAGGCGAUCACAGAGUUCGAGCACCCUACAAACAUCAAUAAUCCCAAAAUACCCAUCCUGAGAGGUGGGGCGGGCCUGUCACGUCUCCAGGUGGUGUAUAAGGAAGCCGAGAAGAGUCCGCAGCAGGCGCUGGACCACCCCGCCUUCCCUCCCUGCAGAGCUGCCGCCGGGCUCUCCAGCCCUGAGAGCAAAUACGAGAUUGCUUCGGUGCCUGUGUCCUUGCAGAUGUUGAAGCCUGCCGCUGACAGAGCGAACCCCAAAAUUGGCAUUGGGGCGCUGGCCUUUAGCCCUGACAGCUACUUCCUGGCAACGCGGAACGACAAUGUCCCGAAUGCCGUGUGGAUCUGGGAUGUGCGGAAGCUGAGGCUCUUUGCGGUGCUGGAGCAGCUGCGCCCCGUGCGCUCCUUCCACUGGGACCCACAGCAGCCCAGGCUGGCCAUCUGCACUGGAGGCAGCAAGGUGUACCUGUGGUCGCCAGCAGGCUGCGUCUCAGUGCAGGUGCCUGGGGAAGGUGACUUCCAGGUGCUUUCUCUGUGCUGGCACCUGCACGGGGGCUCACUGGCUCUGCUCAGCAAGGACCACUUCUGCCUCUGCUUCCUGGACAGCGUGGAUGUCGGCACGGCCGGGGGACAGCGGGGCGACCACACAUAGUGCCAUGCAGGCGGGGCCAUGUGAGGGCAGAGCAGAGCGCCAGGGCCCAGCUGUGGGAGGAUGAACUCUGGGGACGCUUUCUAGCCAUGGGUGCAGCUGGAGAGGCCUGUUUUUAUAUUCGUACAGCAAGGCCUUUUUGUAAAUAUGUACAGUAUAAAACAUUCUUGUUAUUUAAAAUAUUUGCUAAUUC
Messenger RNA from Manis javanica (Malayan pangolin), 1720 nucleotides. It is a transcript of the gene WRAP73, whose product is annotated as WD repeat containing, antisense to TP73. Gene Ontology annotation, cellular component: MWP complex; microtubule organizing center. Lineage: Eukaryota; Metazoa; Chordata; Mammalia; Pholidota; Manidae. The record is from RefSeq and is a predicted model, not a curated record. Gene Ontology annotation, molecular function: protein binding. Gene Ontology annotation, biological process: microtubule anchoring at mitotic spindle pole body.